This is a messenger RNA of Brassica rapa (field mustard), 1200 nucleotides long. RefSeq lists its product as uncharacterized. Gene Ontology annotation, molecular function: nucleic acid binding; RNA-DNA hybrid ribonuclease activity. NCBI's taxonomy places the organism in Eukaryota, Viridiplantae, Streptophyta, Magnoliopsida, Brassicales, Brassicaceae. The record is from RefSeq and is a predicted model, not a curated record.
AUGGGCCCCCCGAACAAGCCACAUUCACAGGUUACUGUCUCGGACCUCAUCAACCCUGCAACAAGGGACUGGGAUGUUUCGAAGAUUAAGCUCAUUUUACCCUUCUACGAGGAGAAAAUUCUGUGCUUUAAACCAAGCUUGACUGGGGCUCCGGAUAAACAAGUUUGGUUAGCCACAAAGUCGGGGGACUAUACAACGAAAUCUGGUUACUAUACUGCAGUCACUAGAGUUGAAACCAGGCAGGACAUCCCCACAGAUAAUGGUUUCAAGUGGAGAAGUAAUGUAUGGAACAUGCAGUGUGCGCCAAAGGUUAAGCUAUUCUCGUGGAAACUUCUCAAGGGAGCUAUACCGGUAGGAGAAAGACUCGUUCAAAGGCGCGUCCCGGCGGAUCCGCGUUGCAAACGGUGCGGCUGUUCAGAAUCUAUCCUUCAUCUCUUUUUCCAAUGUGGUUUCGCUCAACGAGUCUGGCAUCUUGCCCCUCUCAAUACCGACAUGGAUUUCAGAGGAAUAAUAGAUUUAAUGUCUAGCUGGGAAACUCUUUGCUCUCUUAAAUGCCUGCCCCCUGCAGGAAUCAUCUCAGGAUCUCUGACCCCUUGGCUGUUUUGGUCGAUCUGGAAAGCGCGUAACAAAUUUGUGUUUGAAGGCCACUCGGCUUCACCAGAAGAAACGCUUUCAGGCGCCAUAGUACUAGCUAGGGAAUGGAACACAGAAGUCAAGAAGGAACCCCUUACCGGAAUACGACAGCUCUCAGCGCCGGUCCUAACUCACCCUGAGGCGACGGUGAUUCGGUCGGAUGCUGCUUGGGCACCUGGUUCAAAUAUUGCAGGAUUAGGUUGGGUUCUUCUAUCCCACUCAGGUAAUCAAUCCUUCAAAGUGCCCCUGAAAAGCGUUGCUUCGCCUCUGUUGGCGGAGGGUCUCGCUCUCCGGGAGGCUGUGCGGUCUUGCGCAACUUUGGGUUUGAAUUAUGUGGCUUUUGAGUCGGAUUCUCUGAACUUGAUCAAGGCAGUGAAGCUUGAAGUAACCAUAGCGGAACUCUAUAGUGUGAUAGCUGAUAUCACAUCUUUUGCAUCAGUGUUUGAGUUUGUCUCUUUUUCUUGGAUCUCUCGGGAAAAGAACGUUCUAGCUGAUUGUUUAGCCAAAGAGGCUUUGAAUGUAUCUGAUACUUUGGUGGUUGGGGAUGCUUUCAUUGCUCCUAACUAA